This is a messenger RNA of Synchiropus splendidus (mandarinfish), 4667 nucleotides long. Its product is annotated as protein EFR3 homolog B. The record is from RefSeq and is a predicted model, not a curated record. Gene Ontology annotation, cellular component: plasma membrane. Gene Ontology annotation, biological process: protein localization to plasma membrane. Lineage: Eukaryota; Metazoa; Chordata; Actinopteri; Syngnathiformes; Callionymidae. The transcript has 23 exons. Bases 468 to 2999 code for a protein of 843 amino acids.
CCUUCUGCCCUCCUCUUUGUGUGUCCUCUUGACCCAGAGUGGAUAGAGGGAUGCAUUGUGUUGUCGGAUGGAUAUUAAUGAGAGUGAGAGGUUCGCGCACUGAGACCAGUUCAGCUAUUGAAGGACACAUCGCUAAUCUCCACAUAAUACGGUCAACCUGUCUUAUGUACUAAUAUGAAUUACUAACCUCAAGUGCAACUGCUCUGCAAGGAUUAUUCGCUGGUUUUGACUUUCCAGAGGAGCAGCACUUAAGGGACAUACGUUUUUUUUUAUUUAUUCUGUUUUUUUUUGUUUUGGGGACUCAUCUAUGGUGAAGUAGAGCAGGUUGGAACAGUUUGAAACAUAUUCAUGUGAGCUUGUUUAGAUUCUAUUUCAACGUAUCUGAUAAUUGCUGUAGGUUUUUAUUUAUGUGGUUCUGUAGCUUGUUGCUUUAAAGAUUGGUAGUUGUUGCUUUUAGUGUGUUUGUCAUGCCCUUGCCUGCACCCGAUGUCCCGGCCUCUCAGAGGUUGGCACUGGAUUGUCGCACCCUGUUGGACCAUCGUGUUGGCAAGGGGGUCUGUGGCUGCUGUGGGGCGCUCCGGCCUCGGUAUAAGAGGCUGGUGGACAACAUCUUCCCAGAAGAUCCCGAGGAUGGACUGGUGAAGGCCAACAUGGAGAAGCUGACAUUCUACGCUCUGUCAGCUCCAGAGAAACUGGACCGGAUCGGAGCGUACCUGUCUGAGAGGUUGUCAAGGGAUGUUGCUCGGCACAGAUAUGGAUAUGUGUGCAUCGCCAUGGAAGCUCUGGACCAGCUGCUGAUGGCCUGUCACUGUCAGAGUAUCAACCUUUUUGUGGAGAGUUUUUUGAAGAUGGUGCGGAAGUUGCUUGAGUCGGACAAACCCAGUUUGCAGAUCCUUGGAACCAACUCGUUUGUGAAGUUUGCCAACAUUGAGGAGGAUACGCCCUCGUACCACCGUAGCUACGACUUCUUUGUGUCACGCUUCAGUGAGAUGUGCCACUCUGGCUACGAAGACCCAGACGUCCGCACCAAGAUCAGGAUGGCAGGUAUCAAGGGUCUCCAAGGGGUAGUGAGGAAGACAGUGAAUGAUGAGCUUCAGGCCAAUAUUUGGGACCCUCAGCACAUGGACAAGAUCGUGCCCUCGCUGCUCUUCAACCUGCAAAGUGGAGAGCGCACAGAGAGCCGCUCCCCGUCACCGCUGCAGGCGUCGGAGAAGGAGAAAGAAAGCCCCAUUGAACUGACGGAGCGCUGUUUCAGGGAGCUGCUGGGACGAGCUGCCUACGGAAACAUCAAGAAUGCUGUCACACCUGUACUCAUGCACUUAGAUAACCACUCUCUAUGGCAGGGAAAGACCUUUGCAGUGCGCUGCUUCAAAAUCAUCAUGUACUCCAUCCAGUCCCAGCACUCUCAUCUAGUCAUCCAGCAGCUACUAGGGCAUCUUGAUGCCAACAGUAAAAAUUCAGCCACGGUGCGAGCUGGGAUCGUGGAGGUUCUGCUGGAGGCAGCUGCUAUUGCAGCCAGCGGUUCUGUAGGACCGACCGUGCUGGAGGUGUUCAACACUCUGCUGCGGCAGCUCCGUCUGAGUGUGGACUACGAGUUGACCGGGACUUAUGAUGGCAGCACAAACAUCGGGACCAAGAUCAUCAAGGCACAUGAGGAAAGACAGCUGCAGGAGGCUGUCAUCAGGACCAUUGGUUCCUUUGCCAACACUUUACCAACCUACCAGAGGUCAGAGGUCAUGCUUUUCAUCAUGGGAAAGAUUCCGGUUCCUGGCGUUCAUCUUGCUCUUCCCUCUUCUGGCUCUGGGCCUGAAGGAACCAGAAUGAUCCAGGUUAUGCUCCUCAAGUCUUUAGUUCAGGUGACGGCUGGUUUCCAGACAACCAACAUGCUGACUGCACUGCCCAGCUCUUUCCUGGAGCCGCUGUUGUCCCUCUCUCUAACUGAAGAUCCGGAGGUUCGCUUGCUGGUGCUACAAAUCCUUCUCAGUCUCAUCGACAGACAUGAAAACAGACCCAAAUUCUCUACCAUAAGCAUCAUCACAGACAUCUCUCUGCUCAAGCUCAAGGUGGACAAAUGUUCCAGGCAGGAUAACCUGUUUAUGAAAAAGCAUGGGCAGCAGCUCUAUCGUCACAUUUACCUGGGUUGUAAAGAGCAGAGCAGUGGUCAGCCGCACUACGAGAAUCUUUUCGCCUUGUUGGGCCUUCUUAGUGUGGAGCUGGCCAACGAAGAAGUAGUGGUGGACCUCAUCCGCCUGGCUCUGGCCUUGCAGGACCUGGCUCUGUCCACAGAUGAGGGUCUAACAAUCUAUAACCGUUGUGCUGUUCAUGCUCUUGCUGCUGCCUACCUCAACCUCAUUUGCCAACUGACCACUGUCCCCGCCUUCUGCCAGCACAUACUCGAGGUCAUUGAAGUGAGGCAGAAGGAGAGUCCCUAUCUCUUGCCAGAGGACAUUUUCAUUGAUCGACCCAAGCUCCCGUCUUCACUCGAGAAGGUCGAGGGUGACAUGUUGUUCCUCCAGUCAAAGAUUACUGAAGUCCUUGGUGGAAGUGGCUACAACACAGAGAGGCUAGCGACACCAUACAUCCCUCAGUUCACCGACGAGGACCGCUUGUCGAAGAGGAAGAGCAUUGGGGAGACAAUCUCACUGCAGGUGGAGGUCGAGUCUCGAAACAGUCCAGAGAAGGAGGAGAGAACCCCAGCUGAGGAGAUCACGUUUGAGACCCUGAAAAAUGCCAUUGUCGACAGCGAGGGCAUGGAAGAGCAGGAGAGAGAGAGGAGACGGCAAGUGGUGGAGAAGUUCCAGAAAGCCCCUUUCGAGGAGAUUGCAGCCCACUGCGGUGCCAGGGCGUCACUUCUGCAGAGCAAACUGAAUCAGAUAUUUGAGAUUACAAUCAGACCUCCACCCAGCCCAUCCGGAACCAUCUCCUCCGGUUACGGCCAGACCCAGAGUCGAUCUGUGCCCAUCUACGAGAUGAAGUUCCCCGACCUCUGCGUCUACUAGUGUCACCAGAACCCUCCUGUUACAACAGACACGCUGCAGCCAGAGGAAGCCAAAUGUACUGACAACAUUGCCACAACAAGCUUGACAUGACCAACACAGCAGUAUCUAGAAUGCAUUUUAGCUUUUAGUCUUAUUAAAAUGGUAGGAAAUCCUCUAGAUAGACUUCCUAGCUGGACUUAUAUUUACUCAACACUACUAAAGCACUGAAGGUCCCUGACAAAGGGCGGUUAAUUUUAUAUAUUUGUCCCACUACACGCAGCAAUACCUGCCUUGAUUAGACAUCAUUUCUUAUGAUUAUACUUCAUUUCAGAACAUUAUCUAUGUGUAAAACUAGUGGCUGCUCUGCUGUAGUGAUACUCCUUCAGCUCAUUUCUGUCCAUCUUUUCUGUGGUGUUCUGCCUUCUUAGUGUUAACCAAAAGUGCUUUUAUGUGACAAGCAUUAGUAGCCUGGACAUGAUUACCUUUCCAGUUUUAUCGAUGUUGUUAUUUUCUCUGCAUUUUCAAAAGAGACGGAUCAAUGUCCUUCUGAGCGGAGUGUGCCUUACAGGUGACUCAAGUGAAGAGACGAACCCAUGUCGCGACCAUUCUCAAGUGUUUACCAUGAUGCUCAUCAGAUCAAACUCGCAGAGGGAUGUUUAUUUUUAUUCUUUGCCUGUAUAUACAAAGAAAUAUUUAUCUUUAAUUGGACAGAGUAUAUGGCUGUGUGUGUGUGUAUGUGUUUUAUAUUAAUUUAUAACUCAGAUGAUUUUAAUGAUUUUAGGUGUUUAAUCAUGAGUAACCAGCAGAACAUGAGAACUUAGAAUCACCCUGUUCAAUUGUCCAUCCGAAACAAUCUGUUUAGCGAAGUAAUGAUUUCACUUUUUAACUCCUGUAUUGAUGCCAUCCCGAGUCACGCUGCAAUGAGUUUGCACUCCUCUCCUCUCUCUGCUGCCUGCCAGCGGUGCAUCCUGCUGUUUUUACAGCAGCAGAAAACAAGCCAUUGAAGUUUAAAAACAAAUGUAUAAUGGCAAUAAUCUGGCUCUAGCCUGGCCAACAUCUGUAGGUAGCCGAACCGGUGUGUGGUGUUUUGAAGUGCUACUUGUGAUGCUGUCUUGGUUCAGUUUGGUGCCCCCUGUGAGAGACCGUCUUUUGCUCCUGCACGUCCGUUGAUGCGUGUGCUGCUGCCAUGUUGUGUCAAAGAUGACGGUGGUGCCUGUGUCGUGUCGUUUCAUUUCUCUGGGUGUCGUGUGAGAUUUCAUCUUUGUGUUCUCUCCUUCCUGUUGUGUAGUCUGUUAUCUGUCAUUGCCGUCUUCUUUCAAGACCAAACUUUUCGUACACGUUUUGUAUUGUUUCCCCCCCACCACCUGAUGACAACAAAAAAGACAAAUAGAGCUGAACUCUAGGUCCAUGAUAUUUUUUUUGCCAGUUGAAAAAUACAUUUUUGUAUAAUUGGUCUGCUAGUUUUUUGUGCGUAGUGUUUUUAACAGACUAAAUGUUCCUUUUCUCAUUACAUGUCGGGUUAAUAAAUCUGUUUACAGUGUAGUGCUGUGUCAAAUCUGCUCUCUCUGUGAACUUUGCACUUUAAAUUUGGAUGAUGAGUGAGAAAGGCAGCUUUUACUCAGAGAACAUGCCUUAUGAGUGUCCAACUGACUUUGCAUGCUCGUGAUGUUGCUGUGUUGUACAAUAAAA